This is a messenger RNA of Mobula hypostoma (lesser devil ray), 5885 nucleotides long. RefSeq names its product E3 ubiquitin-protein ligase RNF43. Gene Ontology annotation, biological process: Wnt receptor catabolic process; ubiquitin-dependent protein catabolic process. Lineage: Eukaryota; Metazoa; Chordata; Chondrichthyes; Myliobatiformes; Myliobatidae. Gene Ontology annotation, molecular function: ubiquitin protein ligase activity; frizzled binding. Gene Ontology annotation, cellular component: plasma membrane. The record is from RefSeq and is a predicted model, not a curated record. The transcript is spliced from 10 exons. Bases 247 to 2805 code for a protein of 852 amino acids.
GACCCGGGCGGGCGGGCGGUCAGUGCGGCAGCUCAGUGCAUGAGAGGCGGUGUGUGAUACAGGCAUCGCGAGCGGCCACUCGACCCGGCAGGAAGCCCGAUCGCGGCCGGUGCGUUCCGGCAGGGUGUCAGCCCGCCUGCGGCGGUCCCCCGCCGCCAGGUGACCCGGUGCGGGUGAGAGUGUAUCCCCCGGGUUGGGGUGCAGCAUGCCCGCAGCGGGGCCCCCGUUCCAGCCCCAGUCCACAUCAUGAGGAGCGCAGCGCUGCUGCUGGCUGUGCAAUGGCUGUGGAGCGCGGCGCUGGCGGCGACGAGCCAGGACUCGGAGUCGGUCCCAUCGGCGGAGACAGAGGCAGAGAUCGAGGUGGUUCAGUAUCGGCACGGUCAGGACGGCGUGGUGGCGAGCAACAGCACCCUCCGCCUCCAGGGACAUUUCGCCGGAGCCGGCAUGAGAGUGGCGGCCGAGGGCAAGCUGCUGCAGUUUCACCCUCUCUGGCUGUGUAACACCAGUGAAGAUGAACAACAAGACUAUGGCUUUGUCAGUAUGAUCAAACUGGAGAGGCCUGAUCGAGACCCACAUCCUUGUCUCUCGCUCUUCAACAAGGCCAAAUUUGCUAUUCAGAGAGGUGCCACCGCAGUGAUCUUCGAUGUAACUGAUGAUGCAAGUGCUGUAGCUCAGCUAAAACAGAAUCCAGAAGAUCUGUUGGCUCGUCCCGUUAUCCUGAUCCAAGGCCUGGAUGCUGCCCAGCUGAUGAAUGUCAUCAACACCAAUGGUGAAGCAGUGGUCAGGAUUCAUGUUAAGAAUGAUGUCGUGGGCCGGCCAGCCUACGAUGUGGGAAUCUUAAUGACUCUGGUUGUUGCUUUCUCAGUUGUUGUCAUGAUCCUGGCAGUGAGAAUCAAGUGCAAGCAGAAUCAAACUCGGAAUUCCUUGCAGCAGCAGACAAUCAAUGCAAUCAGCCGUCUGGCCACACGCCGUUAUCGAUCACGGUGCCGCCCUCUGGGUCACGAGCGUCAGAGCAGCCAGGGCUCCCAGGCCAGCAGCAUGUCCGAGCCCGUGUGCGCCAUAUGUCUGGAGGAGUUUGCUGAUGGGCAGGAUCUACGGAUCAUAUCAUGUUUCCAUGAAUUUCACAAGGAAUGUGUGGAUCCUUGGCUGCUUCAACAUCGCACCUGCCCUCUCUGCAUGUACAACAUCAUUGAAGGAAGUUCAACUGUUGCACAGCCAGAGGUUCGUGACCAAGCUACGCCAGGCGCUCAAGUGAACCAGCGAAUUCACCUGUUCCGACGCUAUCCUGGCCAUGCCCACCUUCACAGACCGACCACUGCCAUUCCCUCCAGAGCUCCUCAUCUGAACAACGCCAGAGCUCCAGGGAUGCUGGCUCCCCCCUCCGGUCAUUACAUUGUUAGGCCGGAAGUCUACCCCGUGGGGUUUAACACUAUGCAGUACGUAGCCACCAGGCCAGGGCAUCCUCCAACCCUGCACAGGUGCACCUAUCGUCACGGUGAAGGCCAGGGAGCGCCCUACCGGCACCAGAGACCCUUCAUGGUGCGGAAAGGUCCACCCUGGCUGGAUAGGCCUCACCACGGACCGUUUCUGCAUAAGCCCUGCAGGCAGCAGCAGUUUCCAGUAUGCAGCGCACCACUGUCCUCGCACAAGUCCAGCUGUACUCCCUUGCGCUCACAGCUCGCCGGCAGCCAUGACAACCGCAGCCUCUCCGGGGACAGCUUUGGUAUCAACUGUUCGGUGCGCAGUGGAUACCUGGCAGAUAGCCCAGGUAGCGACUCCAGCUCGGGUCCUUGCCACUACUCCUCGAGUGACUCCACACUGGACUGCACUGAUAUAAGCAACCGCUGUAUUUACGGGAGCCAGUCAACUUUCCGCAGCUCGCUGAGCAGCGAGUACGAUCCCCUUGUGUACUGUGGGGCAAGUGACGAGAGCAUAAAGGCUUCAUCCUUUGAGGAGUCGAGGCCCAGGUCGGUGGACUCCACCGGUGGUCCUCAGGACAACCACGUACUUAAUCACACCCACUACCACCAUCAUCGGCACCACCACUACAGCAAAGCUCACCCGCGUCCGAAAGAUGAGUUUUGUAGGAACACGUCACAAAAACAGGAAGGUGAGCUGCUGGAGGACUAUGUGGGCGACUUCCAGCACUGCCAGCAUCAGGCGGAGUUUACCUGCCAAUCCCAGUGCAGCCCGCAUCCUGCCCAGUGCCCCUGCUUGGAGCAGAGCUUGUUGCUUCCCCCCGGACUUUGCCUCCCCGAGGCCUCGCUGCAAAAAGUGGACGCGGAGAGGGACAAGAGCAAAGUGGCGUGCGCCAAACCCGACCCAGUGCCUUCAGUAGCUAAGUCGAACCAGAGCAGCAGGAGGAGGAGGAAGAGGAGGAAAAGCAGCUUCCAGGUGGAGCCUCCUGUAGUUUACUUCCAUCAGGACUGUGAUGCCCUGGAGGACUGCAGGGUGCACGUUCACUAUGGCAACAGUGGGAGCCCGUGCCCCCCUCCAGGCAUCCAGCCAUCUGUGCCAAUCCCUUUAGUUCUCAACAGCGGAGCCUCCGGUGAGUGGCGUUUCCCGUUCUGCGAGUGCCCGAACCCCCGCUGUCAGCAGCCACUGCCUCACGUGCACUCUGAGUCCAUGUUGGCCGGCAAGCCGCACAGCAGCAGCGUGGACCAAGGCCACCCAUUUCAAGAUAGCUGUUGCAAAAGACACUGUGAUACAGAACCAGUACAAGACCAGUCCUUCUACUGCCAGACAUUCCCCAACAACACAGGUACCAAAUCAAAUGUGGAAGAAAUUUGUGAGGAAGUCGUGUAACUGAAAAACUGACAAAGAAAGCCACAACAGGCAGGACAAGGGGCAGAGGUGACAAGAGCAUGGUACUGGCAAGAUGAAGGGCAGACGUGGAGAAGCCGCGUAUCUGCAGAUGAGAGUGGAGACGUGCCUGAAGGAUCUGUGUAGCUGGAGAAUGAGAAAGGCAUGGAAAACACGGAGAAGCUGAGGAUGAGAGUAGGGUGGGCAUGGAGAAAAUUGGCUCCGGCUGGAUGCGUGUGGGGAAAAGUGUGUAAUAGUCCUCAACUUGGGGGGAUAAGUGGAGAAGGUGCAGCAGGGGGAGGAAGUGGAAUUGGUGCAAACGUGUCUUGCCAGCAGAAUGAAGGUGAGGAUGUGUAGACAUGGUGGGGUGAGUUGAGGGGGCGACACGUGAAGAGACAGUGUGUCUGGAAGGAUGAGUGUAGGGCUUUGCAUGAAGUUGUGUGAUGUGCAGAUAAGGGUGAGGACCUUUGAGGGGUAUCAGUUUAGCUGCCGGGAUGAGGGAGGGGAUGCAUCUUCAGAAGCCAUAAAGCUGCCAGUAUAAAGUGCGGACAAGAGUGGAGAUGCCAUAUAGUUGGUGGGUGGAGAUGGGCAUAGGCAAGGAGAAGCUGUGUAGCUGUGAGACUGGCAUAGAGAAGCCAAGUCCAUGGCGGUCUGGUGCAGGUGCAGGAGUGGAUACGUCAUGUAGCCAAGGGUAUGAUGUGGGAGCAGACAUGGAGAAGCUGUAUUACUGGGAAUAUGAGGUGAGAACAGCCACAGAUAGACUGUGUAGCUGGCAGGAAAAGGCAUGUGUGGGAAUAGCCUGAUGAUUGAUGGAUUCAGCUGGCAGAAUGAGGGGCAGGUCCAAUGUAGCUGUGUAGCUACAAGGCCAAGACCAAGUAAUUUCAAAAGUUUUAAAAACUCAAUCCAGGACAUGAAUUUACAGAAGCAUCGCUUCAUGACAUUGGUGCUUGUAAUUUGUCAUUAACCAUCUACUUCAGGAAUACAAGUUUAACUACAGCUGUUGAAGAGCCUUUGUCAAGGGACUCUUCCAGGUUACCUUUAUUUUCCAAAAUAGUCUAACACCUGGCAGAUUUCUAGCACUUGUGACCAGACCCUGACUGUCAGAUAGAAGCACUUAAAGACAAAUGUAGCCUUGCAGGGCCUUGUAUUUACAAGGGCUCCACAGUAUAUUUUGGGUACUUUGUAUUAAAAAAGAUCUUUUUAAAGUGUUGUAUUAUAUUUGUAUAGAAAGUCAUUGCAUUAUGAUAUGUUCUUAAUAUAUUUAUUUACUAAUAUAUUUAUCCUCUACCAGGGUGUGUAAUGUAAAGUGCCUUAUAAAUGAUCAGUGCUGUCACUAACGAUGGUCUGGCCCUAUUCAGAUUAUUCUCCAAUAAAUUAUUUUCAAUUACAAAGGUGGUUGAAUUGUGUUUGUGUGUCAUAUAUCUAGUUGAAUCCCUGAAUCGGCUGAUGAUGCAGAAUGGCAGUUCUUUAGAUUUUUACUGGUAUCCCCAUUGGAUUAUAAAUUACUUAGUGGUAUAUAGAUACUGUAACGCUAAGGGCAUAGUGAGUUUAUUGGGACUCUGAACAAAUGUUUAAAAAGAUAUUUUGUAAUGAUUUCUAGGAAGUUGUGUUUAUUGCCAUCUCUGUGAUAGGGGAUGGUUGAGUUCAAAGGUGCUAAUCGUGGAUUCAGUGCUUAUUGAGUGAUACAACUGUUCAGAUCCAUCAUGAUCGUAAAAUGAACCCUAGAAACAGUAAUUGAAAGAAUUGAAAGCUCUUCCACUCCUCCCCAGCUCCCCCUCCCACCGAACAAUUCUCAAAGGUGCUUCCUGACUCUUUGACAUUGCUCAAGAGCUCUCAUGAGUCUUUAAAGUGCAUGUACGACUUCUGAAACAAGGCAAAGCUGCACUGGAUUCUGCUGUUGCUCCAUCCACUAUCAACUGACAAAGCAUCGCCACCCAGAAAACAUGGAUAAGAAAGCAAGUUGUGAAGACAAAAAAAACAUACGGGACUUUUCAUCCUGCAAAACAUGAUGUUUUUCUUCAUAAAUGCAAUGCCUCAAUUUGACUAAUUAUUUGCUAAAUAGGUGAAAAAUGUUAGGAUACUCAUUUGUGUUUGACAUUUAGAGUUCUCUGGUGGAGUUAUAGGUAUUUUAUAUAUUAUAUAUACUGGAAAAUGUUGGAUUGUUUCACUGUUUUCAAACGGCAUGUGCCUUUAUCCAAAUGUGCACAAUGUUGGCCCACUUUUAAAAUCAGUGAUUCUUGCUUCUUUCUUAAAGAAGCUGCUAUCUUUGAGAGGCAAAUCUUGAGUGGUAUCCAUGGUGGGUGUGUGUGUGUGUGUGUGUGUGUGUGUGUGACUCUCUCCCCCUACCCCCUCUGUCUUUCUCAGAACAAGCUCACCUACUUAUUUUAAUAAUGAAACACUUUGACAAAUGUACUAACUUCAUGUUAACACCGUCAUGUAUUUUAAAUUUUAGAUGGAAGUGAGACUUAAUUCUUAAAGUUGCAGUUCCUUGGUCUGUGCCUUUCCAGGGAUGAUAUCACUGGAAGUCUUUCUUCAAGUUGAGAGUGAGAAAGCCUUCCAGCCACAAUGUUCCAAACAAGAGGAAGACUGCAGAUGGUGGAAAUCAAAGCAAUACACACAAAAUGGUGGAGGAACUCAGUAGGCCAGGCAGCAUCUAUGGAAAAGAGUAAACAGUCGACAUUUCAGGCCAAGAACCUUCAUCGGGACUGGAAAAAGAAAUUAGAAGUCAGAAUAAGAAGGUGGGGGGAGGAGUGGAAGAAGUACAAGGUAGUAGGUGAUAGGUGAAACCCGGAGUGGAGGAGGGGUGAAGUAAAGAGCUGGGAAGUCGAUUGGUGAAAGAGAUAAAGGGCUGGAGAAGGGGGAAUCUGUUAGGAGAGGGAAAAAGGCCAUGGAAGAAAGGGAAGGGGGAAGGAGAGGUGAUGGGCAGGUAAGAAGAAAAGAUGAGAGGGAAAUGGGAAUUUGGAAUGAUGAAGGAGAAGCGGGGGCAAUUCUAACAACCAUCAAAUUUGCUGAGGUUGUUAUCUGAGGUUUCACGUCUCCCAGAAGAACACAUUAUUUUAGGUGGGUUGGAGAAUCUAUAAAUU